AGGGAGAGCGAGGGAGAGAGAGAGUCAGUCUAUGUUACCAGUGUCAAAGAAGUGCCUCCUUCUCUGUAGCGUCAGUCGCCUCUCACCCUUCAGUCACUAGUCAGCUCAUCAGCUGGUAGAAAAAGUUUAUUUCUCUCUCGGCAGCUUGCGUCAAAGAGAAAACCCCGGUUGCCACUGCGUCUUUACGCACGGAGGAUCCCGUUGCGCGCCCUGCAGCCAGAACCCCCUGUCCAGUUGACUCAUCGCCGGAGCGCUCCUCUGUGGAUAUUCCCGCUCCGCGCAGGAAGAGCGCACCCCGGCGAUGGACGACGAGUUCCUCUCCAACUUACCCCCGGCCCUGUCCGGAGACUCCGAGGCUCUGAGUCCCAACUCCACCGAGGAGCCCGGCUGGUGGGCGUCCUCGGACGGCGGGGAGACGGUCCACUUCGCCGUGCGCUGCGUCAUGACCUCGGUAUACAUCCUGAUCAUCACCGUGGGUCUCCUGGGCAACAUCACUCUGGUGAAGAUCUUCAUCACCAACAGCGCCAUGCGCAGCGUGCCCAACAUCUUCAUCUCCAGCCUGGCGGCGGGGGACCUGCUGCUGCUGGUCACCUGCGUGCCCGUGGACGCCUUCCGCUACUUCUCCGAGGAGUGGGUGUUCGGCGAGGCGGCGUGCAAACUCAUCCCCGUCAUCCAGCUCACCUCGGUCGGCGUGUCCGUGUUCACGCUCACGGCGCUCAGCGCGGACAGGUACAAGGCGAUAGUGAACCCGAUGGACAUCCAGACGUCCAGUGCUGUCUUCUGGACGUGUCUGAAGGCUGUUUCUAUCUGGCUGCUGUCCGUCCUGUUGGCUGUUCCUGAGGCCAUUUUCUCACAAGUUGUCUCCAUGCAGGGUCACAGGGACAACACUAACGUCACCUUUGUGAACUGCGUGCCCUACCCGCUGUCCAAUCAGAUGCAUCCCAAGAUUCACUCUGUGAUGAUCUUCCUGGUUUACUUCCUGAUCCCUCUGGCCAUCAUCUCGGUGUAUUACUACCACAUCGCCCGCACGCUCAUCAAGAGCGCCCAUGACAUGCCGGGGGAGGUCAGCGAACACACCAAGAGACAGAUGGAGACGAGGAAGCGUCUGGCCAAGAUCGUGUUGGUGUUCGUGGGCCUCUUCGCCCUGUGCUGGUUCCCCAACCACGUGCUCUACAUGUACCGCUCCUUCCACUACCACGAGAUGGAUCUGUCCCUGGCUCACCUCGUCGUCACCCUGCUGGCCAGAGUCCUCAGCUUCUCCUCGUCCUGCGUCAACCCGUUCGCCCUGUACCUGCUCAGCGAGAGCUUCCGCAGGCACUUCAACAGUCAGCUGCAAUGUGGUCGAGGUCCCCGCCCCGAGCGCCAAGCCAGCUACCUGCAUAGCACCUCCCACAUCCGCCUCACCUCCAUCAAGAAGACCACGCCCACUGCCGCCAUCAUCGCUCCAGCGGCCAAUGGCAACUCCAGCAGACAAGAAGUGGCUCUGUGAUUUUCAUCCUGCAAACACAGGACUCCCGCAGCUGUGAGAGCAGGACAGAUAUUUUGGUGUGUAGUCUGUGUGGAUGGGUACAGGAAACGCUCCAGGCCUCGUAUCGGUUGAAUGAUUGUGCCAGUCGCUCCUGUCAUACUUCAUCAUCUACAUCCUCAACUUGGCAACCAAACAAAAAGUGCCUCUUUUUAAAUACAAGUUCAGACAUCAAAAGGAACAGCCAAAAUCAUCAGAUCUCCAGAUUUACUGAAAUAUGUUUGCUGAAAGUAGAAGUUAAAGUUUCAAGGAACGCUUUAACGCACCACGAGCCCGAGGCUGAGAGGACAGGCAGUCUUGUUGACAGCAUGGUUACCACAUUAGCACGUCUGCAGUGUUUUUUUUCUGUGCUAAGUUGCUGUAAUUGCUCUUCAUCUAUUUACUGACACAGUAUUGAUCCACAGAAAGGGGAAAUUUCGCCUGUCGUUUUGUCUGCUGCCUCUUGAUAAGGAGGGUCACACACAGAGCCACGUCCCCAGAGACCUCUUACUCAAGGACGUUUCAGAGAAUGUCUUGGACCGCUGAAGGACUGAACGUUUGACUCUCCAGUUAUGGGAUGGUGUAUCUGAACUCCUGCUACGACGACUACAGGAGAUUAAGGGAAUGCAUUUGUAGCAGCUAAAAACUACACAGAGCCUUGUAAACCAAAAAUAUCUCCCUGUGUGGAGGAAAAUCUCUUUGGUACAUGUUUGGUUUGGGGCUCUGUUGCUCCCUGUGUCCACCAGGCGCAACAGUUUGAUAGCUGAUGGCACUAAACGGAUUCUUGUGGGCUUUAUUUUCUGUUGUUUGACUUCACAUCAGUGGGAGCAUGUGCUGUACGCUUUUGCUAAACAGAAGAAAAAAAAAACUCACAUAAGUGCAGUUGUGUGAAAUGAUGUGCCAUAAUCCAGCACUGACUGCAACCUUGACUGGAGGAGUUUGCCCAUCCAGUCUACAUGUGGAUUGUGGAUUUGCAGGGUUAGGGUUGCAGCCGAGUGUGAAGCAGCGGGGGGGUGUCAUGCCCUCCAAGUCUAAGGCCUCGGUACUCCACCUAAACUGGGGAUUUCUCCCUCUGGGCUGGGAGUGUGAUUCUGCCCCAGUCAAAGGAGGAUCUCUGUUUACGAGUGAGGGUAAGAUACAACGUUGAGUUUUUUAGUGAAUGCCGGGUAAAAGGCCGGUACCCCUACUAAACUGGCUCAUGUGGCAAAUUCAACAUUCACCACUCUGCUUCUCUGAGUUUUUAUUUCUAAUGAAAAACUAUUCUUACUCACAAACUCAUUAAUUAAGAGAGGGAAAGGGAUUAGGUUUCUCAAGCCACCGGAGGGCUUUUAAUCUGAAACACAACACAAAUGAAUGAAGUGUUUACUUCAACAGAACCAGCAGCAAAUCCAUUUCAGGGACAAUAUCAAUUGUCUUCAUGACCGCCAUCUAAACAUUCGUUUAUUAUUCAUUUAUUAUGGAAGACUUAAUUCUCCAUGUGUGUUGAAUUCUGUGCUUGCCUGUGGAUAAAUGUAGCAUUCGUGCAUGACCUGCUGUGCACUGAGCUAAAAAUCCUGUCCAGUUUAUGGUAGCAAGGAUUUGGAAUGAAUUACCUGGUACCAACUGACGUCUCUAUUUUCACUAGUCCAUAAUAAUUACAUUCCAGGAAACUAUGUUUCUUAUAAGUUAUUAAAGUUAAAAUAAAGCGACAGAGAAACAUUUGUUUAUAUAUAUUCUCAACAAGUGGGACAUUUGAAGUGAAGACUUUCAAUUAUAGAUCCCAUCAGUGAUGAGGCACCUUUUCCCCGGGUAACUCGACAUAUUCCGAUAAUCCUGCUACCUGCAUUUGCUGUCAACCAAAGCAGAAUCACUUUUGUGUCAUGUGGUCAGAUAAUCUUCUUAAGAAUACUCUCAGCUCUCCGUGGAACAAGAUGGCCACCGCCGCCUAGCACCUGGUGCUCCGAGAGCCAAUACCCGCACCGAGCUCUGCACGCAUGCGUCUGUUUCUUUCCUGUAAAAAUAAGUCCCUGAUGAAUCUGCCAUCGUACAGAGACUAACAGACCCGUGUAGAGGACUAUUGUCAGUGCUUUGUGUUGCUGCUUUGGCUGAACUGAAGGUGAUGAAGUGUGUGUGCUCAGAUCGACGUGACGUUUCUUCAAAACAGCCGCUUACAGAAAAAGAACAUUUACGUGAUGUACAGUUGAUUACAUGUUGAUGUUGUCAUUUCUUUUUGCUUCUUUAAAAUGUUUGAUGUGUUUUUCAGCGCCAAGCAUGCUUCAUAUUUCUGUGUUUGAAAAUGAUGCUUGAAUCUCAUCAACAUACAUAAUAAAUGUUCCUUUGCGGGCGCACAUACACAGAACAAGACUGCAGCAAUUUGCCCGUUCUUGUACAGAAAUACUCCCCCCCCCCUUUUUUUAAGCGACAUUAAAGGCUGAGGUAGGACACAUUUCAGGGAAGCCUAACUUACUGGUUGUCGCUUCAGCCUCUUAGCUUCAAAUGAUCAGGUGCAAGUGCAGCUGCAAUUACAGUAGGUAGGUGGGUGGGUGUCAAUGUGUCUGAAUGCAGCUGUUGGUGGCUGUCAAUAUGCCCAUAGUAUAGAGUGGUGGAGCGGUGGGGGGCUAGACAGCUGCUGGUCCCUCAUUAACCGGAGGGAAGUUGAAGAUCAAAGCCUCGUUUCACAGACAUUAUCUAGACCGACUCAUUACAAGUGAGGACAGGGCUUCUGUGAUUUACAUGAGGGCUUAAACCUGUGACCCACCUCCUGGUCACGCUGAUGGUUGCAGCACCCCCCUGCUUCACACGCAGAGUACAACAGGAAAGGCCACACGGUGUUAUCCGUGUUAACGAAGGGCAUACUUGCCAACCUGGAGACCUCCAGCAUGGGGAUGAUUUAGAAACCAAAGCGGGGAGUCUGGGGUCCAGAGACGUUUGCAUCAUGGUCCUUUUUUAAAGAAAUAAAAAGCAUAAUUGUAAGUACACUGCCACAGCACUUUAUGUUAAAUACUUUGGAUUUUACUUCUCAGGAAAGAAAACAGAAUAAUACACCCUUCUGGCCGAAUCUCUUCCAGGAUGUAGUAUUAGUUUCUCUUAGUACUUUCCAUUUCUCUCCCCAUCUCUCACUCACUGGAGAAGGUGAGAGGUGCGAGCAGCUCUCUUAGACGCCACCUGACAGGAACUGACAUUUGGUGCAGCCGUAUUCUUGUCUGGGUGGAAACAGAAGACUUUUAGAGUUGUAAAGCUUAUACACGCUGUACAAUCAGAAACAGCUUGCGAUAACAAAGGGAGGAAAAAACGUGACGAAUUGUGACCCAGAGAAGAAACCAGGAGAGGGCCAUGAAAAUCUGGAGGGUUGGCAAGUAUGAUGAAGGGGCCUCGUCUUCACAAAGCAGAGGGGUGCUCAGGGAUAUUUGUUGUAUUCCCCUGAUCCAUAGGAACACUUGUUAGUCUGGUCCAGAUUUAAAACUGCUAACAGUUUAGACGCAGAGAUGAUGAGACACUUCACACAUGAGACACAUUAAUCAGCCACUGGCUAUGCUGCUCCGCCCUAGCUGCGCUGGCUGAAGCUGUGGAUCUGCUUAUUGAUCAGACUACGGCUGCAUUUGUGGUUGAAUUUAUGAUGCUAUGGAAAUGGCGACAUCAGCUACACCGUGACUAUUGUUUACUGCUGCUACGGACAGGAUUUGAACCUGCAGAUAUCUCACGUGUUACCAAAACACCAGGACUUCAUACAGCAGCUUCAAGACAACGCUCAGCUAGCACAACUAUGCCAGCUAGUUCCCUCUGUAGCUGCAAUGUUACAGCUGAGGUCAGGCCCACUGGUGCAGUGCCCACAGCCAGCGGCGGCCUAAUAAAUAAUGCAUAAUACUACAUCAUAAUACAGCUCAGCCUUUCUCUAUGGAUCAGAGGGAAUGCAAAAUAAUAUCAGAAAUCAAAUCCUACCAUGACCAUACCGAGGACUUUGUCACUUGAAGUUGCGCCCUGCUGCGCAGACUUUAAUACAAUAUGAUGGAACAUUUGACCACAGAAGAAAUAGGAACACAGUUUUUAAAUGCAAUUGUGCCACCAUGCUAUUAAUCAAAUAUUUUAUGUUUUUGCUCAUAAUUCUUGAAGCUUGAGGGACUGAAGCAAUUUCUUUCACAUGAAUUUCUUCACUUUUUUUUUCUCAAAACUCUCAGGUUUUCCCAAUGGUUGAGAAACAUUUAAUCUGCAUGUUAUAUACGCCAGCUCCUGGAUGUGCAACAAGAGCAGACUCUGUCCUGAGAAUCAAUAAGCUGAAAGUCUACGAGGAGACUACUGUGCAUACGUGUAGAAUUAGCUUGGUACUUAAAGUAAAUAUGUUUAUUCACUCUCUGAUAAUGCCUGCCUUCUGUGCAUCCAAUCACACCAAUCUUUCUGAGAAAACACAAAUCACUUCUCUGUUUCUCCUCUCAGGCUUCACUUUUACAUUUUUCUCUUCUAUUUUCUCUCUUCUUCCUCCUGCAGGUGAUCACAUGAUCACAUGUAUGUGUCUAUAGCACUGGCCUUAGCAAAACAUCGUGUCUACUGCAUGUGACCGUUUGUUGUUACAUUGUUGGUGUUUAUGAUCCCACGAGAAAAAAACAACGUUGGAGACUUUUCAUCGGGCUCCACAAACACUUAAAGAGUUAUACUUUUUCUGCUGAUAGUUAUGUUUAUAAAGUCCAGUCAUAAGCCAGACUGGGCGACUUCCCACACAACUGGGCUACAUUUUUACUUGAGGUAAAAAUAGUUUUAGGCGUACUUUUCAUAAAAUUUAUGUGGUUUGUACUGACAAAACUUGAGGCAAAGUUCAGAUAGCUCAGCUCAAAUGACGAAAACAAAUGUCAUUAUAGUUUUUUAAACUUUUUCCAUUCCAAUUAUUCAUGUUUUUCCACUGACUUUGUGUGUAAUUGUGCCAAAUCUAAUAUUCACUUCAGUGAACAUCAGAUUGAGUUAUCAAGAUUAGCGUAUGAUGAUUUCAGCAUUAUAAGAUUACAAUGCUGCAAAUGUUUGUUAAUAUGCGAUACAUUAGCACAUUACAUGCUAAUUACAUGAUACACAUCUGCAGACAUGCAUCCAGUUUUUUUCCCCCCAUACUAGCCUUUUAAAUGAGUGAUCAACUCGUACAAUAGCAUAGGCCGACCCAAACAUCAGCAGGGACGGUGUUAUUGGCAGAUUGGAGCAUCAGCCGUCUAACUUGUUCCUUUUCUAUUCUUUUUUCAAUCUCACGGCUUCUCUUUGACUUUGCUGUCAGUUUGCCGUCAAUCUCUCUCCUCUCCACCUUGUGUACAUAUCUCCCUGAACCCCCACCACAUUUUAAAGUAGACCUUCUUUUUUUCCGUAAUAGGAAAAGGCAUGGCAUCAGGCAUGUUUAAAGUAUGAGUCUAGUGAUAUUAUAUAUUUUUCUAAUUGUCAACAAAUCCCACGGAAAGACUAAAACCAACAGCGAAUGAAUCUGCUAACAACAUGAGGAACAGUAGGUACAGCCAGCCCGUUCUCAAUCUCGAGCAAACCUGUCAUCACUGGGUUUUAAAAAUAAGAAAACAAACAUAAAAAAAAACAAAAAGCGCUCCGCACAUGUGUGUUUUUAGGGCUCCAAUGCAUCAUCCAACUUGAACCCCUCAAAGCUGCUCUUCUUCCUCCUCUUCUUGUCACUUAGCCAUGUUUCCAUCCAAUUGCGAAUUUUAAGCAUACUUUUGGAAUGUCGCGGGAAAAAACAAAACUAAAGCAUUUGCGAAAUCUGUGCGCUUCCAUCAGCCUGUUCGGAGCGAAUAAACCAGGCUACGGCGAGCGUAGCUACGGCGAGCGUAGUUACGUCGGUUUGAUGUUACACAUGGCUGUAAUAAACAAGACGUACAGGUUCCAAACCAGAAACAAAAUCUGUCGCAUGAACCUGAUGGUCAUUUAUCUUGGAAAAAUGGAGAGAGGUCCUCAGGAAUGUGUUUGAAGCGGGCAAGUUGCUACCAGCCAUAUCUCCGCACGUUAUGGGAAUAUCCGGUGUUAUGCCGAGUUUUGCAAGCACCUCUAAUUACUGCUUUUAAACGCUAUAAUAUCCUUUGUAGGGUUAAUGGUGAUAAAGUAUGUAUUUUAUGAACGUUUAGAGUCAUUAAUAUUUUAUUACACUCAGUAGAAGCAGCAGAAGUGAGAUUCAUCUAAAAUAUGCGGUGAUAACCGCGUUUGAUCAGUGUGCAGAGCAAAGUGUAUGAAAAGGACAUUUAAGAGGUGAAUGCAUAAUUCAGCAGAACAGCUGAUGAAGGCUACCUGCCCAGAUCUGCAUCCACCUCUUUUCUCAGCACAAAUGAGCUGCAGGAAAUUCUCAGCAGACGUGCAGAACUCUGCACAACCGGGCAAGACAGCAGAAACAGCCGAUCAGACGCGAGUUACAUGUUCGCUGCGUCAGAACUUAUUCGGAAAAAGUGUUUCCAUCUCCAAUUUAGCGCAUUUACCCUUUUCGACAAAGGCAAUAACCACCUCAAGCGAGCGUGAAAACAUUUUUGCGUUUCCAUCGACCUUUUCUAAUGCAAUACUUCAAAAUGCGCAUUAAAAAACGUUGAUGGAAACACGGCCAGUGUUACAGCUAACGCUCUACAUACUGCCACCUGCUUUACUGGAGGGUAGAAACAUUUCAACGGGAUUGAACUGGAAAAUCCAGGAGAAUCGCAGUAAAACAGGAGGGUUAACAGGUAUGAUCCAAUGGCGUCAAGUACUUAUGCUUUGUCACGUCUUACAGCAUCUGGUACCAACGCAAAUGGCAGCCUUUAUGGUCAUAGUUCAACCCACUGGGGGAAGCCCUUUAGCAUCAUUGUUUAAAGCUAAAAGCAGGUUUACGGGCACAUUUACCAGGAGACCGGUGUUGGUUUGUAUGAAACAAUAAGUCAACAUUGAUUGUUUUUAGUUAAGUUACAUAAGAAACGUUAUUUUAACCCAAACUAUGAUCUUUCCCUAAACCUAACCAGUUAGUUUUGUGGCCUUAAAUCUAACCAAAUUGAGACACAACGUUAACCACUAAUUUUAUUGUGGAAGUCUAACCGGACAUUUAUUUACUGUUGCUAACUUGACCGCCCUGCCCUGCCCUGGGAUGAGAACGGGUUGUUACAGCAACAAACCUAACCUUAAACACUUUAAUAUAACUUGAAGCUCAAACUGAACAUCGUUUUUUAAAAGUGUAACAUUAUCCAACAGUAAUUAAAAGCUUUUAAAAUUAGAGGGGAUGCAUCAGAGUAUAUUGCAUCAUUUGGGGUUGAUCAGUUUAAUUUAGCCCAUCACACCUCCAGAAGAUGAGCGGUCUAAUAAAUGAGAAGCUCUUAUUCCUCUGCACAAACGUAAACCCUGUUAACUACUCAUCCAAUCAGUGCCCAACAUGGAAACAGGGAUGUAUUAGUCAUCUGUGGAUAGAGGUCUGGGACACAGUUCUGGGCCCAGGGCCAAGGGGACCAAUGUGCAAUUAACACAUUCAAGACUUUCAUUAGCAAGGAUCAAAGGAUCAGAAGCUCUGUUCUCCUCCUAGGAAUAAAACUGACCCGUGUGAAUGUUUGAAUUUUAUCUUUCACUGCUUCGGUCCCGGAGUCAAACUGAGUUUCUGCACACACGGAGGAAACGUCACUGACAAACUGAAAACGUUCCGAUGCUGCUUAAGUAAAGAUUAUUUGCUUUUCAAUUUUUAAAAAGUGAAUGAAAACUUUGAAUCAGUUAAACCAACACAUUCUCACUCCCAACUCGUCACAUAUUGACGCUUGGUCAAGGCCCUUUGGCGUCGCUUUUUAAAGUCCUGGGUACCUCUUUAGCGUCAUGUUUAGACGUUUAGGGCUCCGCGGUCAAGUUAGUAACGCUUAGCAACAACAAAUAUGCAACGUCCGGUGAAGGUAGCAACAAUACAUUUACAACGUCCGAAUUUCAAAAUAAAACGCUAGCGUCUCGAAACAUCCGCAUUUUGAAAUGGCUCGUUAUUAAAGUUGCAAAAUGUUGCAAUUUGGUUGGGUUUAGGCAACAAAAACUAGUUGGUUAGGGUUACGAAAGGAUCAUGGUUUGGGUUAAAGUAACUAUGUAGGCCAGUUAACAUGUAAGUUAACUUCCGUAACUUAAACAAAAGUAGUUAAUGUUGACUUUUAGUUUGACACUGGACACGAACCCUGGUCUCCAGGUUCCACCUCCUUACUCAGUCUGUUAAAUAUCAUGUACCUGCCUUUACUGUCACAAACCAACACUACAGGGCUUCCCCCACUGCGUUGAACUACGACGCUAUAGGGAUCCCCAGUGCGUUCCAAGUUGACGCCGAUGGGUCUCGACCAUGCGUCCAUAUGUGACGAGUCGGGGAGUGAGAACGGGUUGGUAAAACACAGAUAACAGGAAGUGAAGGACAAAAACACAAUGAAAAAGUAAAUGUUUAAACUAGUUAAUGAUAGAAAAGAAACCCGUGGCUUUCAGCUGGAAGAAUGUUACGUGAUGAAACUGCAUUGUGUUGAAUUAUAUCUUGUGUGUUAAGGUGUUGUACUAUGUGGGUUAUGGUUUAAUAAUACUGUCUGAAUUAAGUUUUCUCUGUAUUAUUUGUGUAUUUUUGAUGCUUUUCUAAAUGUGUUGCCUCCACAAUGAUGCUUAUUGUAAUGUGCCCUUAAUAAAGUACAAUCACAGCUUU
Micropterus salmoides (largemouth bass) is the source of this 10112-nucleotide messenger RNA. RefSeq names its product neuromedin B receptor (gene nmbr). Gene Ontology annotation, biological process: bombesin receptor signaling pathway. Gene Ontology annotation, cellular component: membrane. Gene Ontology annotation, molecular function: bombesin receptor activity. The record is from RefSeq and is a predicted model, not a curated record. Bases 302 to 1489 code for a protein of 395 amino acids. Lineage: Eukaryota; Metazoa; Chordata; Actinopteri; Centrarchiformes; Centrarchidae. The transcript is spliced from 5 exons.